UCCUCACGCCCGCAGUCUGCGAUCGCUCCAGUGGCUUCGGCUCUUCGCCUGGGCCUCUAGUGGAGGCCAACAGGAGCCCAAGGAGGAAGGAAGGAUCUUGCCAUCAUUCUGAAAGUUUUUCCCCCUCUUCCUCUCUUCUUUGCUCCGCAGUGGUGAGAGCCGGGAGGGGGCGACGUUGGUGGCACCGGAGCCGCGACUGGACUGCCUGCCUGCCUGCCUGGGGACAGGGACUGCGGUCGCCCACAGCUCUUCUCCGCGGACCUCUCGUCCCGAGUGGGUGCGCGGAGCCAUGGAGGGCGCGGACCUGGCGGGGAAGAUCUUGUCCACCUGGCUGACUCUGGUGCUCAGCCUCAUCCUGUUGCCUUCGGCCUUCGGAGUAUCUCUGGGCAUCUCUGAACUUUACAUGAAGAUCCUGGUGAAAACUUUAGAGUGGGCCACAAUACGAAUUGAAAAAGGAACCCCAAAAGAAUCGGUGCUUAAAAAUUCAGCUUCUGUUGGUAUUAUCCAAAGAGAUGAGUCACCCAUGGAGAAAGGACUCUCUGGUCUGCGAGGAAGGGACUUUGAGUUAUCUGAUGUGUUUUAUUUUUCCAAGAAGGGAUUUGAAGCCAUAGUAGAAGAUGAAGUGACCCAGAGAUUCUCCUCAGAGGAGCUAGUGUCAUGGAAUCUCCUCACAAGAACUAACGUCAACUUCCAGUACAUCAGUCCAAGGCUCACUAUGGUGUGGGUGCUGGGUGUCCUAGUACGCUAUUGUGUUCUUCUACCCCUGCGGGUUACCCUGGCUUUCAUUGGAAUCAGUUUGCUGGUUAUAGGAACAACACUGGUUGGGCAGCUGCCAGAUGGCAGCAUCAAAAGCUGGCUGAGUGAGCUGGUGCAUCUGACUUGCUGCCGCAUCUGUGUUCGAUCCCUCUCUGGCACCAUUCAUUACCAUAACAAGCAGUACAGACCCCGGAAGGGAGGCAUCUGCGUGGCCAACCACACUUCUCCCAUAGACGUUUUGAUCUUAGCAACGGAUGGAUGUUAUGCUAUGGUUGGCCAGGUUCAUGGUGGGUUAAUGGGAAUUAUUCAGAGAGCAAUGGUCAAAGCCUGUCCACAUGUCUGGUUUGAGCGCUCAGAAAUGAAGGAUCGACACCUGGUUACUAAGCGAUUAAAAGAACAUGUUGCUGAUAAAAAAAAGUUACCUAUAUUAAUCUUUCCUGAAGGAACCUGUAUCAAUAAUACUUCCGUCAUGAUGUUCAAAAAGGGGAGCUUUGAAAUUGGAGGAACCAUAUAUCCAGUCGCAAUGAAGUAUAACCCUCAGUUUGGGGAUGCCUUUUGGAACAGUAGCAAAUACAACAUGGUGAGCUACUUGCUUCGUAUAAUGACCAGCUGGGCCAUCGUCUGUGAUGUGUGGUACAUGCCCUCCAUGACCAAAGAGGAAGGAGAAGAUGCAGUCCAAUUUGCUAACAGGGUUAAGUCUGCUAUUGCUGUGCAAGGAGGAUUGACUGAACUUCCCUGGGAUGGAGGGCUGAAAAGGGCAAAGGUGAAAGAUACCUUUAAAGAAGAGCAGCAGAAGAAUUACAGCAAGAUGAUCGUGGGCAAUGGAUGUCUCAACUCAGAAUCGGACUGACACUCCCUGUAGAUAAACUCAGCUUCCCAGAACUAGCCCACAGAAACGGAAGGGUAUCCCCCACCCCAGGAUUUUGCUUUAUUUAAUUGUUUAUUGUUAAUCUUUUCUACAUGAUGAUUGUCUCUACCUCUUUGUGCCAGAGGCAGAACUUCCAGGUGCCCUUUUUGGCUUUUGUUAGAGCAUCAGCCCCCUGAAUUACAAGAUAGUUUUCUGAGUUCGAGCUGAGUCUGCCUUUUAUGACAGUGUCAUUGGUGGUUAAAUGAAAUAUUUGCGUGGGGGAAAAUGCUUCUCCGGUGUGACUGGAACAUAUGGACAGGGUCAUUGGAUCAUUUGGGCUCUAUUGCCCAAAUUCUGUCUUCAUAAUUUGCUUUCGCUCUCCCUCCCAGCACCUAAUGGUGGCACUCUAUGUCUAUGUGGGGUUUAACAUUAUGGUGACAUUCUACUGGAAGGUUGAAAAGAAAAUUACAAGGUUGUCAUGAAGGAUAAAGACACCUUGAGAACCACCAGAUCAGAAAGUGGAAAGGAAAUAUAAAAUAUUUUUUACUAGUGGAUUAGAAGAGAAAUCAAUGAUAAGCCUCUCCCUAAAAAAUUACAUGGAAGUAAAUGUGUGUGUGUGUGUGUGUGUGUAUAUUAUGUAUAUUGCAACUCACAACACAUUUCAGCAAUAUCAGUGAUAAUGAGCUUAGUUUUUCUUGAGUAUAUAUGUUAGUGAUCCCUUCCAGUCUACUGAUUUUCUUGUCUUGGUAGCCAAACAUUUUAAAAUAGAAAGAGCCUAUUUAAAAAAUAAAACAUUGAAGGGCUGGGAAGGUGGC
This is a messenger RNA of Dipodomys ordii (Ord's kangaroo rat), 2418 nucleotides long. It is a transcript of the gene Gpat3, whose product is annotated as 1-acylglycerol-3-phosphate O-acyltransferase 9. Gene Ontology annotation, molecular function: glycerol-3-phosphate O-acyltransferase activity. Gene Ontology annotation, cellular component: endoplasmic reticulum. Gene Ontology annotation, biological process: triglyceride biosynthetic process. NCBI's taxonomy places the organism in Eukaryota, Metazoa, Chordata, Mammalia, Rodentia, Heteromyidae. The transcript has 12 exons. The record is from RefSeq and is a predicted model, not a curated record. The coding region runs from base 290 to 1606 and encodes 438 amino acids.